AUGAGUUUCAUUUUCCUUUUGAUGUUAUUGGUCGAGGCACAGGCGGAUAUAACCACUGGGAGUUAUAAGGAAUUAUUACAGAGUUAUCUGUCCGGACAACUGUCGUCUGCUCUAGGAGCGUGCCAAGUGGAGGCUCUGAGGCGGGAAUUCAAAAGUUUUGCUGACGUAAUCGAGAAAUCUAUGGACGAUUUCAAAGAAAAAACGGAAGCUGAUUAUAAAAAGAAGCAAGAUAUCCUAAUCAGUACUUAUGGAAAAAGUGGUGCUGUGUACACAAGAUGGGGUAAGAAGACUUGUCCGUCUGAUGCAGAACAGGUUUAUUCAGGUUAUGUCGGUGGGUCAUGGUUUGACAAUCCCGGAGCUGUCGUCAAUCCUCUCUGUUUGGCCAGAGACCCAGAGUGGGGGAUUUAUCAGGAUGGAGUCAGUGAAUAUAAAUCGUAUAUAUUUGGCGCGGAAUUUGAAACAGCUGGCAGCAGCAUGGGAUCAGUCCACAAUUACGAUGUCCCCUGUGCCGUGUCAAGAAAAACCUGUUACAAGGGCUGGAUAUUAGAGUAUACGGGAUACCUAAUGGCAGGGUAUCAUAAACACAAAGCUGGGACUACUUACACUUGUUUUGACAGUGUUCCAGACACUAUUAAUGGAUCUGGUAAUAAUAUGGACGGUUACCUGGUGUACCAGGUAGAGGCUCGAUGUGGUUCUCUGAAGUGUCCACCUUAUGUCGAAGGAAGAGAAAUUGUUUGUGCUGUGUGUUCCAAACAAUAA
Molecule: messenger RNA, 759 nt
Organism: Magallana angulata
Lineage: Eukaryota; Metazoa; Mollusca; Bivalvia; Ostreida; Ostreidae
Exons: 4
Coding region: 1-759 (252 amino acids)
Source: RefSeq, a predicted model, not a curated record